Aedes albopictus (Asian tiger mosquito) is the source of this 8437-nucleotide messenger RNA. RefSeq lists its product as uncharacterized. The transcript has 11 exons. The record is from RefSeq and is a predicted model, not a curated record. Gene Ontology annotation, molecular function: protein binding; GTPase activator activity. Lineage: Eukaryota; Metazoa; Arthropoda; Insecta; Diptera; Culicidae. Gene Ontology annotation, biological process: signal transduction. Gene Ontology annotation, cellular component: cytoskeleton; cytoplasm. The coding region runs from base 705 to 4706 and encodes 1333 amino acids.
UUCGAUGUUCGUCGUCGUCCCAUCAUUCAUUCGAUGGCAGUCGGUCGGUUCGGUUCGGUGCGUACUCGCGAAUGUUUUCUUCGCGUUUUGUGUUUUAAAAUUCUGAUUCUGCUCCUCGAUUCCGCAUCCGCCGCAGUCAAAAGUGAAGAAAGAAUAAAAAGUUCAAUCAAUCGGUCGUCGAUUCGAGCGUGACGGCGGUGAAAAGGAGAAAAAAAGGUUGCCUGUGAAUCAUUGUCAGUGGCAGAGGCUCUUUUCGGGAAGAAUUGGGAUUGUGAAAAUAUGUGCGGCCGCGAAUGGCUGGUAUGAAAAUGUAGCGGAUCUUGGCUUUGGUUCAGUGUUUUGGCCAAGGUUUUGUGGAAGGAAAGCAAACAACGCACAGAGGAAAAAAGGGAGAAGAAAAAUUUGCAUACAGUGUGAAGAUUUUCUGUGCGGCACGGCAGCCAGCAGCACCAAAUGCGUGUGUUUCUUCGAUAUUGCUGGAUGUGAUUGUGCUUUGCGGUUGUGUGUGUGUUUGUGUCUGUUCUGCCAUUAAAGAUUUUGUGAAGUGAAAAUAAAGUUUUAUUUUUCUUCGGUCAUUUGUGAAGAAAAGGAAUAAGGGGCUUUCCACCCCAAUAACAGCAAGCCGCAGCCUUUUGGGAAGUUUUAUAGCCGCGGUAGGCUGUCUCUGGUGUUAAGAACGCACAUAACACAGCAGAUCCAGGAAAAUGUCAACAUCAGAAAGAGUGGAAUGGGUGGAAAUCAUCGAACCCCGCACCAAGGAGCACAUGUACGCGAACUUGACGACGGGCGAGUGCGUCUGGGAUCCUCCGGAGGGCGUCAACAUCAAGCGCACCGAUGCAUCCCAGUGGUGGGAGCUGUUCGACACAAACACCUGCCGUUUCUACUACUACAACGUGGCUUCGCAGAAAACCGUCUGGCACCGGCCGCAGAACUGUGAUAUCAUUCCCCUAGCGAAGCUGCAAACCCUGAAACAGAACACCGAUCCGGGCGAUCGGAAAGAUGGCGGAGGAGGCGGCACCCUACAGCACCAUCACAGCUCUUCCAAGCAUGGGGGCGGUGGCGGGGGUUCGGGGACAGUGGGGAAAUCAUGCGGCCAUCGGACGGGAACCGGAGUGAUGGACUACAGGGAUCGGGAUCACCAUCGGAGUUCCAGUUCCGGACAUCGAGGAGCAGGAGGAGGAGGCCAUCACGAUAAGCGAAGCAAUAGCGACCUGCUGGCGAGUCCGCAGGGGAGGCACAGUUUGCAACACAGACUACCACCCAAAACCACCGUCACUGACGCUGGGUUCUCGAUUGGCCGCACCGGCAUGGACGAAUCUCAUAAAUUUUGCAGGCACGGCCAUCCCAACUCCGCCGGGGGCACCGGUUCCCGCAGCAGUCAGAAAUAUCUGGACUCCGGUAAGUCCAGCGACAGCAGCCUUUCGAGUGCUCAUGGCUACCACCACCGACGCAUGCCGGACGGUGGCAGCCUGCGGAUAGCUUCCGGAACCCACGGGAAAAAGCACCCCGGUAACUCCGCCGGGGAGAACUGCUAUCGAAUGCUCCAGGAGAGUUCCAGUUCGCACAACAUUCCACACUCGAUACCGUCGUCAUCUACGGAGAAGCUCGGAAUCUCGUCGUUGCACCACUCGCCACUGCCGCCUCCGCACCAGAUGCUGUCGUACUCGAUGUCCAACUCGUCGGACCUGGCCGGUGGCGGUGGCGGUAACCUAUCUUCUCCAUCGCACUCGAUGAGCACUCCGCAGUUCAAGAAGAAGUUCAUGCAUGAUGGCAUGGGUACCAAAUCGGGCAGCACUGGCCUUAAGGACGGCAGCAGUGGACUGGUGUCCAAACACGAGAGUUUCGAUUACCCCGGAAACGCUUCAUCAUCGAUCUCACUGACCCGCUCGGGUAGCUUCCUGUCAUCAGCUGGCAUCACCUCGGCAGGUCCCAUGGUAGGAACUCCGGUAUCCGGGCGACCCUACCAUCACCACUCUUCGCCACAAGCCGCUCAACCGCAGCAUGGCGGUUCCUCGCACCGGAAGGGUAGCUUCGACGGUAACAACGGAGGUGCCAGCGACGACUCAAUGCACGAAAAGUACUUCAAAUCUGUCGAGAACACUCCGGUUACCCGACGGCGCCAUACGACCACAUCCUCCUCGGCGAAGUCUUCAUCUGUGCAGCAGAAGCACUCGAGCGAUUCCAGUCCUCAGAGCCCCAUCAGCCCCCAGCAAGCGCAACAACAACAUCAGCAGCGGAUCGCGCGGCCGUCGGCUCUGGCCGUGGAGCUUUCCCCAAGUUCCGGAUCCGCUGUCACCAACAACUACAACAAAUCUAGUCAGAAAAGUAACGACCCCGAGUUGUUCAACCUGGACCUCACCAGCAAGCCGGAGAAGUACCUGGAUAAGAUGAAGAUCGACAAGGGUAAGGUGUCGCCCAGCUCGAUCUCGAUGGGAGGUGGACCGCCGCAGACGGCCAGUCUGCAAAAAACGUCCUCCUCCAGCGGUGGAAAACUAUCGUCUAGUCAAAGCGAAAUGGCUGCGGCAGCAGCAGCUGCUGCUGCUGUCCACAACAACAAGGUGCUCAGCAAGGAGCAGUUUUCGCUGAAUUUGAACAAGCCAAACCUGGAACGGCACAACAAGGAAAUGCAACAGCAGAAGCAGCUAACGUUGGAGAAGAAAUCCGGCUCCGGUUCGACGCAAACCGUGGCGUCCAACAACUCGUCGUCGCACAACAAAGGUUCACAGCAGCAGCAACAACAACAACAGCCAUUACUGCAGCAGCAACAGCAGGAACGGAAAAAGAGCAAGAACCAUAACAACCAAGGAACAGGGUUCGACUUCGAUUACGACAACGGGAAUACGUCGCCACUGUACUGCAACUGGGAUAAGGAAAAGCUGGAACACCUGCUUCCGCUACAGCACUACAUCCUAGAGCAGGCGAAGCUGUCCGGGUGCUACGGGUUCGGUGAAUUUCUCGACUCGGACUCGUUCCACUCGGACAGCCAGUCGGAGCAUUCCUUCUCCGGGCACGAGCCGGACAACGAAGACUCGGACCACUCCGACGGCCAUGGGGACUACCUGUCGCACUAUCCGUACGAGGAGUACGGCGCCUAUCGGAAGGAUGACGGCGGCGGCGGUGGCGUUUCGUACUACAACUUCGAAUUCAACUUUGGCGACCGGGAUGAGAAGGAGGAUAUAUCGGAGGAGGUUACGGCAAAGCUGGAGAGUAUCCAGGAUCAGAUCUACAGUCCGGUGAAGAAUCAUCCGCCGCUGCACAAGUAUUCGCCGUUCCAUAUGGCGAAGCAGAGUUUCGAAAGUUCCGGCUUUGGGACGGAUUCUACGCCGGAUCGGGGUGCCUCGGCGGACAGCAGUCAGACGGGUUCGCAACAAAGUCAACAGAAGCUGAACAAGGCUACGCUGCUACAGAGGUUCCAGGAGAACUUGUUGUCGCACAGUCCGGGAAGUGUGGGUAACAACGGGAAGAUUGCGGAGAUGGCACUGCUAAAAGAGUGCGACAUCGAGAAGUUCGCUCAGGAUAACCUGAAUCUCCACUCGAAGGGUAUCUUCCGGAAGAAGUCGUCUAUUCAGGACAUGCUGAGCUGGACGCCAAAUGCCAUCAGUAGGCCGAUGCUUUCGCUGGCGAGAGACAAGGCCGGGAAAAAGAUGGCAACGGAGCUGUUCAAGUUGGUGCAGAUCUACAUGGGUGACCGGAAAGCCCGGGUUGGGAUGAGCUUGAACUCGGUGGCCAUCGAUAUCAUUGCAAUGGCGAUGGGUCAGGCACAGCUUCGGGAUGAGCUGUAUAUUCAAAUGUGCCGGCAAACGACGGAGAAUCCAAGUCGGGACUCGUUGAUCCGGGGCUGGGAGUUGAUGGCCAUAUGUUUGUCGUUCGUUCCGCCUUCGCCGACUUUCCAGCCGGCACUGCUAGGGUACAUCAACAGACAUCGGGAUCCGACGUUUGCGACCAGUUUUCCCGAGGUGGGCAAGUGGCCGAUCCACGUGCAGAUUUCGCACUAUGCGACGAUCGCUUGCCGGCGGUUGGACCGGAUCGGAAGCUCCGGGCGGAAACAGGCCAAGAAGCCCACGGAGGAUGAUAUCAAUCAGGCGAGGGAGCAGAUCUUCCGCGAUAGCAUGUUCGGGAAUACGUUGGGCGAGGUGAUGGAGCUGCAGAAGGACAAGUUUCCGGAUCUGCAGUUGCCGUGGAUCCAGACGACGCUGUCCGAACAGGUUCUACUGCUGAACGGAAAGCAAACCGAGGGAAUCUUCCGAGUGCCAGCCGACGUAGACGAGGUUAACAUGUUGAAAAACCGCCUGGACCGAUGGGAGUUUCCCGAAAACAAAGGAACAAUGGAUGCCCAUGCCCCAGCAAGCCUGCUGAAGUUGUGGUACCGCGAGCUGUACGACCCGCUGAUUCCGGACGACCUGUACGACGACUGUGUAGCCACGGAAGACCCGGCGGAGGCGGCGGCCAUCGUGGAAAAGUUACCAAAGAUUAAUCGACUGGUCCUGACCUACCUAGUGCACUUCCUGCAGCAGUUCGCCCUGCCGGAUGUGGUGGCCAGCACAAAAAUGGACUCGUCCAACCUGGCGAUGGUGUUUGCGCCGAACCUGCUCCGGUGUCAAUCGCAGGACCCCAAGGUCAUCCUGGAGAACGCCCGCAAGGAGAUGGCGUUCAUGCGUACGCUUAUCCAACACAUGGACACCUCCAGUGUGGCGUAUCUGGUUUGAUUCGGCGCCCGGAUCAGUGCGAACGAAGCUGACGACUGCGACGACAGACGAGGUUUGUUUGUUAGCUUUCCACACUUCCUGUGCGGUGCCGGGUUUGUUCGGCAUACGGCACGGUGGAAACUCGAAGGCUUCCGUCACAGGGCGGAAAGGCCACCAAAAAGUCAAAUUGUACAGUUUUUGUUUGUUUUUAAGGUUAUAAAAGUAUAGUUUGUUUUAUUUUUGUUUUUACAUGGUCGUUUUUCGCCAGAAUAUUUUUUUUUCCUGAAAUGGGGCACCAAUUCUACACCUAUGCUAAAUCUCUGUUUCCCGAACAAACCGAAUUUACUUGCAGAUCUCAUAACUGAAUACUCGUACUGAUAAAGCACCAAGUAUAGAACUUUCGUCAGAUUUUGUUAAUGAAAAACGUUCAUUUUGCUCUAGAAUACGUGCGCAUGCAAGAUAAUUUCUCCAGAUAUUCCAGUGAUUCACUUGAACCUUUGGGUGGGAUUCUAAUAUGUUAAUGCUUCCAUACUUCCCAGUCCAUGCUGGUACAAAGGGACGACGGGAAUAAUUUUACUACAAAACUCCACCGACUUUUUUUUCAUUUCUGUUGAUUGAUACCUGUGCAGCCGUUACGUGUUCUCCAGUGAUACACACCACGUUUCACUGGCGUACAGCAGCACACAUUAUACGUUUGAGUUGAAUAUUCUGGCACAGAGAAACAGACGUAACACUUAGAACAAAUUUCAUUAAAAAACAUCGUCACGAAAAAGGAAUCACCCAAUGCUUAACGUACUGUGUUUGGCCGGGCCGCCACUAGAUGGCGGUAGUGAGCAAACGUCAAACAAGAGCAAAAACAAUGCCAGCGCCGCGAGUGGUCGAUCGACCUACUAUUGAAUAUUUGAAUCGACCGUUCAAAAGGUAAUCGAUGGGAAGCAAUGAGAGUAUGACGUCUGUUUCUCUGUGAUUCGGGUUUAGGCAUUCAAUACAACCUUGAACUCCCUAAAGAAGCUCGCACCUUCUUGACUCGUUCACCUAUGUUAACCCUCUAAUACCCAACCCCGCCUUUAGACGGGGUAUAGUAUGAGCAUUUUUGUAAUUUUUGUUUUUUGAAAAAUCAAAACUUUUAUAUUUUUGGCUGAUAUUAAGGACUGUUCUGUAUAUCUUAAAAUUGUUUUUGGUGUAUUUUAAAACGUAUUUACAUUUUUAAAAAAUAAUUGAAAAAUAGAUGUUUUAGUCACCUUUCAGAAAUCAUUGUUUAUUCUGUAUUGAUUCGCUACAAUUAACAUAUUUUAAAUUUUUCUCAAAUCAUUCUAUCCUAGUUUAAUAGUUUAAGGGAGUUGAAUACACUCUAAAAUUAUUUUCCUUAAAAUUACACGGAAAACAAAAUUUCCCAUGAAAAAAAUUUAAAAUAAAAAUAUUUCAACAAUAAUCAUCAAAUCUCAAAAUAUUUCCAUCUCAAAAAAUCCGUACCCCAAAUAGGCUUCCAGGAAAAAUAUUAAAGUGUGGGGAUGUUCAAAAAUAAAAAUUAGAAAAAUCAAAAACCGAAAUUCACAAAAUCGAGAAUUAAAAAGAAUCAUCUUCGAAAACAUGUUUAAAUCGUUUUUAGAUGACGAAAAAUGAUAUUUAGAUCAAAAUCAAAAAUUUGGGUAUUAGAGGGUUAAGCUUGAUACCGCUAUUGGCCGCCAUAUGGCUACCAAGAUAUUGGAAGCUUGCAACGUUCUUCACUGUUUGCCCAGCUACUGUAAAACUAGCCUGUUUUCAACCACUUACUCUUGUUGACAUUGAUGGAACGACCUGCCGCCGAAGAGCGAUCGGCAAAAUCUUCGAGCUCACAUAUCAGAGCGUCGUUUAGUUAAAACAGCAGCGUAAUCAGCCAGUUCGAAGUAAUUUAGGUGCUCCAAGGUAGUGGGCUGCCACAGCAACCCACGAUUUGAUGCAUGAUCAACCGCACCUACCAGGAUUUCGUUGAUUACGACGAAGAACAGUAGCGAUGAUAUAUCCUGGCCUCACACAGCGACAAUCCGAAUUCAAAGGAACAUGAUUAGAACAGAAAGGAAUACUUUAGUGAAAUAAUUGAUCAUUUGGAGGAAUUUCUAUUGCAUUCGCUAUAAAUGUAGAAAAAACUUGUAUGUAGUUCUCUUCAAUAUUCUAAUAAGGUGUAGAAUUGUUCACCCAAAACCGCAAUACAGGCAUUUCGUGAUCGAUUUCACUUUUUUUUUUGUACCACAACUUGAGUUACCCACAUCCUGUGAAUCCUUCCGAACCGCUUGUAUACCCAGUCGAUUCUCAACUCAUGAUUUCUUUGAACAAGUUUUACGAAUCUUUACCUAAACGAACACACAAUAAUGAUAGAGACACACACACACACAAAACAUCACUACUUAAUUUAGAACUACUAAUGCAAGUUACGAAACACAAACACAACAAAAAAGCGAAAUCCUUAAAACUACCAAGCCACAAUAAUAGUACUUAUAAAUAUAAACGCUUUGAAUUUAAAUCCUGACGAACAAACCGCAGUUUCUCUAACGAAAAAAAAAACAACAAUUAUACCACACAGUAAAACAUAUAAUCCAAAAGAUGCCGAAUGUCAAAAACGUAAAACUGCUUCGAAUAUCAAAAUUUGAUACCACUAUCGUAAGUAUCAAGCUUCGAGCUAGAGAGGUAACCCAUCUUCGUAGAUUUCAAUAUUGGUUACAAAUCAACCACCUACCAUAGGAUUUUACGUUCAUUCCUUAACAACCCCCACCCCCAGUCGUUAAUCCUAAUUGUCAUAUACAUACGUCUUACUAGUUUAGGUUUUUUUUUGUUUCUAGUGGUCCGAAGGUUACGAAGUUAGGAACAAAUUCUGUUUUUGAAACACAAAACGAACGCGCGAUUUCACACAAAGAAAACGCAUAAACCAAACCAAAUUUUUAAUAUUAGCGUUUAGGCUAUUGUAGGGUAUAGUUUUCAAUUUUCCCCCGUUCUCUUUAGACAUUAGUUGAGAGGACAAUUCCGCACCUAACCGGAUACACGCGUGACAUACGCAACCUCACAGAAAAGGCUUCUAUCCAGCACGCCUCGUUUCGGGCGCAUCCUAUAUACCUUUCAACUGUUUUUGGCUCAAAAGCUCCUAUCUGCCAUCACGGGAAAAUAUUGAUUUUUUGAUAAUAGAUUCCGUUCUAUUUGGUAUACAAUAUUUCCGAAUCGACAAGUUCAAACUACGAAACUCACACAAAUACAAAGUAGUCAGUUUAGUUAGGCCCAUCCGGCUCCACUCGUAGAAUAGGCCUGGAACCAUGAGUAAACUCGAUUCACACUUCUUUCCUGUUUUGUUCCGUUAGUGAAUCGAUAGGUUAGAAAUUAGACGAAAUAAAAAUCAAAUAUUCAAUAAAAACAAUACAACAAUCAACUAUCAACAGCAAGGCAACACAAAAAAGAAUCACAACACCUAUUUACGCUGAGGCAUUUUGGGAGAAACCUAUUCUAUACAUAACAAAAAUACCUAUAAACAGAUCAAAUAAAAAACACUUUUCCGACUACAAAACGAACGGCGACGAACGACAUUGUAGAGAGGGCACGGACACACGACCGUAGAACAGGUGAAGCAAACGCGAGACAAGUGACACAAUUAAGUGAAACAGCAGCAACACAGAAGAGAAACGCGAAAAAAGGAACAAAUUCGUAAAACUAUUAUAAUCUGAGAUAAUAUAUAAUAUAUAUGAAUGAUAUAAAUUAUAUGAGAAAUGCAACAAAGUCAUCAAAUUGAA